GCGACGGGGCCCUUCGCGUCGAUUCCGCCCCGCCCCCUAGGUUAUAAAAAGGGGGCGACGCCGCGGCGCCUCAACCUGUUCCGAGAGGGCUGCGAGGCUUCGGGUGUCGCGCGUUCACGAUGCCUUCGAUUAAACUGCAGAGUUCUGAUGGAGAGAUAUUUGAAGUUGAUGUAGAAAUUGCAAAACAGUCCGUUACCAUUAAGACUAUGUUGGAAGAUUUGGGGAUGGAUGAUGAAGGGGAUGAUGAUCCUGUCCCUCUUCCAAAUGUCAAUGCAGCCAUAUUAAAAAAGGUGAUCCAGUGGUGCACUCAUCAUAAAGAUGAUCCACCUCCCCCUGAGGAUGAUGAGAACAAAGAGAAACGGACAGAUGACAUCCCUGUGUGGGAUCAAGAAUUUCUUAAAGUAGACCAAGGAACUCUCUUUGAACUAAUCUUGGCUGCAAACUACUUAGACAUCAAAGGCUUACUUGAUGUGACAUGCAAGACUGUUGCAAAUAUGAUUAAGGGAAAAACACCAGAAGAAAUCCGCAAAACCUUCAAUAUCAAGAAUGACUUCACUGAAGAAGAGGAAGCCCAGGUACGCAAAGAGAACCAGUGGUGUGAAGAGAAGUGAAGUCUUGUGCCUGACACCCAGCGACACUGUAAGGAUCGUUCCAAAUACCAGUUGCACUGCUCUGUUUAUAAUUGUUAAUAUUAGACGACUGCAGCAGCAAAUGAAGUUGUACUAGUAGGGUGUUCUCUUGCAUGUGUAAUGUCUGAGUAUAUAUUCAAAUCCUAUGGUUGAGUUUUUACCAGUGUAAUCUGACGUCUUUACUUUUUCCUCUGCUCUGAAUAAAAUUAAGUGUGGACUCCGUAUGGCAAUUAGCAUUGCAAACUAGCCUUUCCAUGCUUUUAAAUGUGUCACUGUAAGAUUAAAAUGUGUAGGAUUUCAGAAACAUCUGGCAUUGUAAAUAAAACCACUUACAAAAGUUUUCUGAAACAGAAUUAAUGAAACCUAUUUUAUUCAUAGACCAGUGGCUUCUAAGAACUACAGGGCAUCUUGGAAAAUUGGAAGAAUUGUCCAGGGUUUUGUUCUAGUCAACACACUCUUGUUGGUGCCCCAACUGCCAAUAAAACCCUAUUAGCUUUGUUUGAUAAAUUCUGAUGGCACAAUGUAGGCUUGACUCAAAACACUGAGAGUCAUAUAUUUAAAACCUUCUUUCAGCCAAAUAGUAAAGAUUAUGCUCAUUGAUGGAAAUUGCAGCUAUGUGUUUAUUUCCAAAACCAACAGAUUAAAUCCUGCUAUCUUAUCAAAAACAAACUACCAAAGUUAACUUUUCUUGGGCAGUGAGUAUUGGUGCCUGCUAUUAGGCAAGCUACAGUAUUGUCCAAUAUGUUUUUGAAAUGUUUUAUAGUUUCAUGAAAGUUGUUAGCCUGUGAUGCUUCACAGGGAGUCAGGUUACAGUGACUUGUCACUGUGCAUAUACAGUGUGAUGUUGUGCCAUUUGAUGGUUGUCUUGGAAAAACCACUUCUAAAUAGACCACUUCUAAGUAGCUGAAUAACUUUCAGGUUUUACAGUUCCCUUGUAGGGAUUAGGGGAAUGAUAUGCAGCAAGCUUGUAUUGCAUUCCAUUUUCUGUAUGUACACUAAAGUAGAAUAAGAUCUUAAUAAAUUUCUUCACUUCAAAAGA
Molecule: messenger RNA, 1668 nt
Organism: Sceloporus undulatus (fence lizard)
Lineage: Eukaryota; Metazoa; Chordata; Lepidosauria; Squamata; Phrynosomatidae
Gene: SKP1
Product: S-phase kinase associated protein 1
Exons: 6
Coding region: 120-611 (163 amino acids)
Biological process (GO): SCF-dependent proteasomal ubiquitin-dependent protein catabolic process
Cellular component (GO): cytoplasm; nucleus
Molecular function (GO): cullin family protein binding
Source: RefSeq, a predicted model, not a curated record